Messenger RNA from Rhinichthys klamathensis goyatoka, 643 nucleotides. It is a transcript of the gene trappc2, whose product is annotated as trafficking protein particle complex subunit 2. Lineage: Eukaryota; Metazoa; Chordata; Actinopteri; Cypriniformes; Leuciscidae. Gene Ontology annotation, cellular component: cytoplasm; TRAPP complex; nucleus. The coding region runs from base 205 to 627 and encodes 140 amino acids. The transcript has 5 exons. Gene Ontology annotation, biological process: endoplasmic reticulum to Golgi vesicle-mediated transport. The record is from RefSeq and is a predicted model, not a curated record.
UGGGUCAGCGUACCGGAAACAGGAACUCUGUCCACAGUGCGCGUACGGUCCUCGUCUGCUGUAGUAUUAUUCUUCCUAAUAUUCGCUUUGUGAAUUAUACAAUUAUUUAUUUAUUUAAAGAAGGUGUGUUGUUAGAAUGUGCCAUUUGUAAAGGAAUCCAAACUAACGUCAUUAUUCCUGCGCUCUAAACACUGACGAGUCACAAUGUCAGGGAGUUUUUAUUUCGUCAUGGUGGGUCAUCAUGAUAAUCCAGUGUUUGAGAUGGAGUUUCUCCCUCCUGGAAAGACAGAAGCAAAGGAUGAUCACCGGCACCUGAACCAGUUCAUCGCUCACGCUGCCCUCGAUCUGGUGGAUGAGAACAUGUGGCAGUCCAGCAACAUGUACCUGAAGACCGUGGACAAGUUCAACGAGUGGUUCGUCUCCGCCUUCGUCACCGCUGGCCAUAUGAGAUUCAUAAUGCUCCAUGAUGUCCGGCAAGAGGACGGAAUCAAGAACUUCUUUAAUGAUGUUUAUGAUCUGUACAUCAAGUUUGCAAUGAAUCCCUUCUAUGAAGCCAACGCGCCGAUACGCUCCACAGCCUUCGACAGGAAAGUGCAGUUCCUCGGGAAGAAGCAUCUCCUCGGCUGACUCGUUUUAUACACAA